UAUAGUCACGUGACCAGAGGUCAGCUGAUCUACGGCCGGGGAGACUGACAUCAUCUUAACCUGUGCUUGAAAUCCCGCUCGAAGAGUAUUUUAUUUGUUUCCGGAACGCAAAUAAAUUGGAAAAUUACGCCUUCGUGAUCCAAAUAAUCAUCAGGAAACGGGCAAGAUGUCUGGAAAAGACAGGAUCGACGUGUUCCCAUCCAGAAUGGCUCAGACCAUCAUGAAGGCCCGUAUGAAAGGAGCGCAGACAGGCCGCAAUCUGCUCAAGAAAAAGUCUGACGCUCUCUCCAUGCGAUUCCGUCAAAUUCUUCGCAAGAUUAUCGAAACAAAGACCAAGAUGGGGGAGGUGAUGAGAGAAGCGGCCUUCUCUUUGGCUGAAGCCAAAUUUGCAGCUGGUGAUUUUAGCACUACAGUCAUUCAGAAUGUCAACAAAGCUCAGGUGAAGGUGCGUGCCAAAAAAGACAAUGUGGCAGGCGUUACUCUUCCAGUUUUUGAGCAUUACCAAGAAGGCGGUGAUAGCUAUGAGCUGACUGGUCUAGCCAGAGGAGGAGAGCAGCUCUCCAGGUUGAAGAGGAACUAUGCCAGGGCUGUGGAGCUGCUCGUAGAGUUGGCCUCCCUACAGACAUCUUUUGUCACUCUGGACGAAGCCAUAAAGAUCACCAACCGCCGCGUGAAUGCAAUUGAGCAUGUGAUCAUCCCUCGGAUCGACCGCACCUUGACAUACAUCAUUACCGAGCUGGAUGAGCGGGAACGAGAGGAGUUCUAUAGGCUGAAGAAGAUCCAGGAGAAGAAGAAGCAGCUGAGAGAGAGGACGGAGAAGGAGAUAGCCGCCCGGGUGGCCAAGUUAGGUCCCAUUGCCGAGCCCGCCAACAUGCUGACAGAGGAGACGGAUGAAGACCUGCUUUUUGAGUAAACACCCUGUUGCCAAGGCAACCUUUAAAUGUAUUUAUUCCCUGCCUAUCGGGGCGAUGUCCAAGUCUCAUGAAGACAUUUUGUGUGUAGUGUGUCCUGUUGUGUCAUACUGUAUAGAACUGCAAAGAAGUUGAAAUAAGUACAAAUAGAAAACAUGUACGUAAAAAACGAUGACAUUUAAAAGUAGAUUUUGAUUGUCUUCUCAGUUCGCAUGCUGUAAAUUUUAAAAGGGUUGUGCUAGUUAACAGUGUGUGAGUGCCAUUACCUUGUUUAAAAAAAAAAA
Syngnathus acus (greater pipefish) is the source of this 1195-nucleotide messenger RNA. It is a transcript of the gene atp6v1d, whose product is annotated as ATPase H+ transporting V1 subunit D. The record is from RefSeq and is a predicted model, not a curated record. Gene Ontology annotation, molecular function: proton-transporting ATPase activity, rotational mechanism. The coding region runs from base 167 to 913 and encodes 248 amino acids. The transcript has 8 exons. NCBI's taxonomy places the organism in Eukaryota, Metazoa, Chordata, Actinopteri, Syngnathiformes, Syngnathidae. Gene Ontology annotation, cellular component: proton-transporting V-type ATPase complex.